AGAGCAACAGAGUUCAGCAGCUGGUGUCCACACAUCCACAGUAUCUGUGCAGCUUCCAUUAGUUAUGGAACUAUUUGAGACUAGUUCUUAUUUCUUUCCUGAUCAGAGGUUUUAUGACAGUGAGAAUUACUUCCCAACCAGGUUACAAACUUUUGAGCAGAAUGCCUAUCAGGACCGCAGUGGGAUAGGUCUGUGCUCAGAUGUUAGGGCACUGCCUGGUUUGGGAGUUGAGGAAAAGCUUUCACCUGUUUCAGGCAUUUCCCCACAAGAACACUGCCCAGGUCAGUGCUUACCAUGGGCAUGUAAAGUUUGUAAACGCAAAUCUGUAUCCUUAGACAGAAGGCGGGCUGCUACCCUGAGGGAAAAGAGGAGACUGAAGAAGGUGAAUGAAGCCUUUGAAGCACUUAAAAGAAGUACACUGAUGAACCCUAAUCAGAGGCUGCCAAAGGUGGAAAUUCUUCGCAGUGCCAUCCAGUACAUUGAGAGGUUACAAUCGCUACUCAAUAGCUUAAACCAGCAAGAGAGGGAACCAAGAGACCUGCCCUACCGGAGCACAAGCACGCAGCCAGUGAUAGUUUCCUCAGAGAAUGGCUCCAAGAGUGCUUCCUGCAGUCCAGAAUGGAGCAGUGCAGCCAACUUCAACAGCAAUCCUGCAGAGCACAUGAUGGAAGAAGAAUCCUCAGACCAAUCAGAUCUGCACUCACUGUCCACAAUUGUGGAAAGUAUCACAACGGAUGUGGUUUCUGUUACCUACUCAGAUGGGAGUCUCUCAAACUGACCAGAAUAUGAUGGCUGAAGCAAGUGUGCCAUGCUCCUGUGAUGUGGGCAAAGAACAGAAACAUUUUCCAUGGUAUAUGAAAUGUUUGUAGUUAAAUAUUCUAUCCCUAUGAAUCUAGUCUCCCCAGAGUCAUUGCUCAAGUGCCCAGCCCUAGUAUCUCAGGUGCCUAAACGUGGACAGCAUGCAGCCUUUUUCAAACUGAAUAAUCCUAACCCAUUACAUUUUUGUUUAACUACUUAAAGGUUACCACAAAUGAUGUGCUGAGAAUAUCAAAAAAAUGCACUUUUCAUCUUUUUUUCAGGUGAUGGUUUCUUUUUUUCUCAACUUUGGACCUUGGCAACUACUGUGGAAUGCACCUUUCUUAAAUGUAAUCCUGCUCUAACCUUAGAACGUACCAUGUUGAUGAAUUGUAACUUGUAACAAGUAUAGUUAGAACAAAGUUGGAUUGAAUGAGUAGAUACAGAGACAUUCCUCAUUUUCUAUGCUGCACUCCAUGUAAUUUUUUAAGCAUCUAGUGCAGCUCGUUGCAGUGUUAAUUUCUUAUAAUUCCGAUUCUACAGACUAUCCAGAGCAUGUCAUUUAUAAGGGUAUGAGAUGUACAACACACUAGAUGUCAGUUAAGUCAGCAUUACUAUGUUUUGAAUGCAUUCUUGAACAUCUGCAGGUAGAUUACCAUUCAUAAUCAGUUUAUUCACUACCUUAACCUUGAAAGAAAGGUAUGGGCUUAAAACAAUAAAAAUAACUUUUUGUAAAGCAAGCUUACUGAUGCGGCAAACUUGCUCCCAUAACACCAGCCAUUUAAACCACUAGUACAGUGUUUUUUUUAAGUUUCAAAACCAUAGAAAUUACAGUUAAUAUUCCAUGUGCCAUUUUCUUACAUUAGUAUCAGACUUGAUUUGCAAACCUUAGGAUAAAUACUGUGACUUUUAAGAGAAGAAAAUAAUGGGAAAAUGGUGGGCUGGAGACCAGAGUUUGAAUCUCAGUAGUACCUGUCCUAUGCAACUCUGUAAAAGUCAUGUGACCAUUCAACUACCCCACCCCCACCCCGUGCCAGCCAGGGCAACCUUUGAUUCAAAACAAAAGGAAUCAUAUAGUUUUAGUGUACCAGUGUUGAAAAGUUACCAUAUGCUGUGCCACUGCUUUAAGUCUGAGUGGAAAAUUAGGUCAAUGGGACCAUUUAGAAGGGAAAAAAGGACUAAGUUUCCCAAAAAACUUAAUUGUUGUAGAUUGGGCUGGUCGGAGAAGGAAUUCUGAUGCACUGUCACCUGUCUCCUGCUAGAACAGUAUAUUUAAAAGUAUAGCAGAUGUUUAAGUAGUAGAAGGCUAAUAUUUUCAUAACAGAAGAAAAGAUUCAAGAAGGUGUUGCAAGGGUUUCUCCUGCCUGACUCACCCUAGCCACUUUCUCAUUCUCUCCUGUUCACUGUCUCUCCAUUACCUUCUGCCCAGAUUUCUCUUCCCCCAUUCCCCUGUCUCUUUGGUAGGAAUUAUUACUCAUUCCUUGCAGAAUUAUGAACAUUUAGUUUCCAUUUUUACACUUUUGCAGUAGGGAAACCAUAUAUUAGUCAGACAAACAAAAGAUGAACACGAGUCCAGGAAGAUGAGUGGGACCAUGACAUUAUGCACUUGAGUAGGAGCAGAUAAUGGGUGAGCGUCUCUUUCAAGUAUCUCCAGAAGUUUUCCUCCCAACUACAAAACAAAAUACUAUUUCAUUCCGCAAAAGCAGGAAUUAAUGGGUCACUGCUACCAGUGCAACAUUAUUAGUUUCCUAUUUCUCCCCCCAAAAAAGGCAAAUAACUAGCCUGUACUUUGGCGGUUACACGGAAAGGGUCUUUGCUGGGAAACAGUAGAAUACAAAGAUGUGAUCAAUGUUGUACUACAUUUCUGCUAAGGGUACAUGUAUCAAAAUGUCAUUUCCUUUCCUUACACCAGAAUACAGAUAACAUAUCAGCUUGCUUGACUUCCUGCUUUCUUUUACCAGCCAUGAUUCUCUGUGGUGUCAUAUGACUCGGAUUUCUGAAACAUGUGAUUAUGACACCAGUAGAAGGAAAACAAGGACAAAUAAAUUAAGCCCUGUUUUUAUACAUAGUCAUGCAUAAAUAAGAAGUAAUUAUAUGGAUGACAUACUUAAAACUGAGCCCAAGUUCAUCUGAAACAUUCUGUUCUUUGUCUUCUGGGAGACUGCACAUAUUCCAUAAUGACUUAUAUAAGUGUACUGCCCCUUUGCACUAAGAAAGUUAAGCUAUUUAAAUAAUAAUUUAAAUGUGCAAAAUAAUGGACUAUGAAUAUUUGUGUGUUAUGCUUAAAGCUGUUACUAAUGUUGGGGCCAAUAUUUUUAUAAUGCUGUUUGACCAACUUGCUUUUAUAACUGGAGUUCUGAAUGCUGUUGAUGUAAAUAUAAAGUGACUUGUUUUUCUUUUUCUACAAAGUUAUAUUAAGGGUGAAUUUGUUUUUAUUUUUGUUUAAUUUAUUUGCCUUUUCUAAAAUAAAGAUUGUUUGACCACUGAA
Protopterus annectens (West African lungfish) is the source of this 3283-nucleotide messenger RNA. It is a transcript of the gene MYOG, whose product is annotated as myogenin. The record is from RefSeq and is a predicted model, not a curated record. The transcript has 3 exons. Gene Ontology annotation, biological process: muscle organ development; positive regulation of transcription by RNA polymerase II; positive regulation of myoblast differentiation. NCBI's taxonomy places the organism in Eukaryota, Metazoa, Chordata, Ceratodontiformes, Protopteridae. Gene Ontology annotation, molecular function: RNA polymerase II cis-regulatory region sequence-specific DNA binding; DNA-binding transcription factor activity, RNA polymerase II-specific; protein dimerization activity. Bases 65 to 778 code for a protein of 237 amino acids.